AGGGCACGGGUCUGGGGGGCGAAGAGGGUGGGUGGCACCGAGCUGCGAGGAGAGGCAGGGUUUGCAGCAUGGAGUUACUGCGGACUAUUACCUACCAGCCGGCUGCCAGUGCCAAGGUGGGCGAGCAGGCGCUGGGCAAAGCCUGCACGGGGGAGUCCAAAAAGAAGCCGCAGCAGCAGCAACCGGAGGAGCAGCAGCUGCAGCAGCUGCAGCAGCAGGCCCCCCCGGCUGCCCUGCACCACCACCACCACCAUCACCACUCUCACUCCAGCGCCGAGAUCUCCAGGAUUAUCAUCGAUCCCGGCACGGGCAAGCGCUACUGCCGGGGCAAGGUGCUGGGCAAGGGUGGCUUUGCGAAGUGCUAUGAGAUGACCGACUUGACAAACAACAAAGUUUACGCUGCAAAAAUCAUUCCACACAGCAGGGUAGCCAAACCUCAUCAAAGGGAAAAGAUCGACAAAGAAAUAGAGCUGCACAGAAUUCUUCAUCACCGGCAUGUGGUGCAGUUCUACCACUACUUUGAGGACAAAGAAAAUAUUUACAUUCUCCUGGAGUACUGCAGUAGGCGGUCUAUGGCUCACAUCUUGAAAGCAAGAAAGGUGUUAACCGAACCAGAAGUGCGAUACUACCUCAGGCAGAUCGUGUCAGGACUGAAGUACCUUCAUGAGCAAGAAAUAUUGCAUAGAGACCUUAAGCUAGGUAACUUCUUCAUCAAUGAAGCCAUGGAAUUGAAAGUGGGCGACUUUGGCUUGGCAGCUCGGCUGGAACCUUUGGAGCACAGGAGACGGACAAUAUGCGGCACACCAAACUAUCUCUCACCCGAAGUGCUCAACAAACAAGGACAUGGCUGUGAAUCAGACAUUUGGGCCUUAGGCUGUGUAAUGUAUACGAUGCUCUUGGGAAGACCCCCGUUUGAGACAACCAAUCUAAAAGAAACCUACAGGUGUAUAAGGGAAGCCAGGUACACCAUGCCCUCAUCCUUGCUGGCCCCAGCGAAACACUUAAUAGCCAGCAUGCUGUCCAAAAACCCAGAGGAUCGCCCCAGGCUGGAUGACAUCAUUCGACAUGACUUCUUCUUGCAGGGCUUCACACCAGAAAGACUGUCCUCAAGCUGCUGCCAUACUGUGCCAGACUUCCACUUGUCAAGCCCAGCUAAGAACUUCUUUAAGAAGGCAGCGGCUGCUCUCUUUGGGGGUAAAAAGGAAAAAGCAAGAUACUUCGAUGCACAUAACAGACUGGCUAAAGAGGAUGAAGAAAUUUACAAGCUUAGGCAUGACUUGAAGAAGGCUUCCAUAACCCAGCAACCCCACAAACACAGAACAGAUGAGGAGAUCCAACCACCCAAUAUGACCGUGGUCAAGUCUGGAGCGCCGGCAACAGAUCACAAGCAGCCAAUCGGGGAUUCCAUUAGGAUGAUAGUGAGAGGAACUCUGGGUAGCUGCAGCAGCAGCAGCGAAUGUCUGGAGGACAGUACUAUGGGCAGUGUGGCUGACACAGUGGCAAGGGUUCUGAGGGGAUGCCUUGAGAAUAUGCCAGAGGCCGACUGCAUCCCCAAAGAGCAGCUGACCACGUCCUUUCAGUGGGUCACCAAAUGGGUAGAUUACUCGAAUAAAUACGGCUUUGGGUACCAGCUGUCGGAUCACACAGUCGGGGUCCUCUUCAACAACGGGGCCCACAUGAGCCUUCUCCCUGACAAAAAAACAGUCCACUACUAUGCAGAGCUUGGCCAGUGCUCAGUGUUUCCUGCUACAGAUGCUCCUGAACAGUUAAUUAGCCAAGUCACGGUGCUGAAAUAUUUCUCACACUACAUGGAGGAGAAUCUCAUGGAUGGCGGAGACCUGCCUAGUGUCACUGAUGUUCGCAGGCCCCGGCUCUACCUCCUCCAGUGGCUAAAAUCUGAUAAGGCCUUAAUGAUGCUGUUCAACGAUGGCACAUUUCAGGUGAACUUCUACCACGAUCAUACGAAAAUAAUCCUCUGCAGCCAGAGCGAUGAGUAUCUACUCACUUACAUCAACGAAGAGAGGAUCUCCACGACGAUCCGGCUGACUACUUUACUGAUCUCUGGAUGCUCGCUGGAACUAAAAAAUCGAAUGGAAUAUGCACUGAAUAUGCUGCUGCAACGCUGUAACUAGACGACCAAAUUGGUCUAAGCAGAAAGGACUAUUUUUUUUUUUUCUCCCCCCCACUGUGAGAAACUUACAACCGAGGCAGUGGCACAAGACGAGGAUGUCCAAGUCGGAGGGAGGAUGUGGUACGAAAAUAAUUCCUUCAGCUUGCUGGGCUGGGCCCAGACCUAGGAAUAAAAAUCUUGACUUUGUGGACUGAGUCAACCAUUCAUUGAGGAAUCCCUUUGGAAUGCAGAUUUCCUCAAUAUACCUGCUUAAUAGGUUUCGGACAAUUUCUCAGCAGAGUUCGUUGACUCUUGACAUUUGGCCUCUCUCCACAGAAAGGCUUGUGGAUGGAGGACUGGGAACUGUGAAUAUGCUUCCUGAUGAGAGAGAGAGAGAGAGAGGGGAGCUCCGAUGUUGAACGGCUGUAACUGGGGCAGCUCUGAGCUGCUUAACUGUGAACUGUGGCCAUAUUUUUUUUUCUUUUUUCAAGAAAAAUAACCCACACUUGGCUGGAGAAGUGCAUUCCUUGUUAAUAAACUUUUUAUUUAUUACAGCCUAAAGUGCAGUAUUUAUUAUCUGAAUUUUUUUGGAUGUUGAACAUUUUAAACCUUGUUGGCAAUAAAGAGAAUGGAAAAACAGAA
This is a messenger RNA of Ornithorhynchus anatinus (platypus), 2752 nucleotides long. It is a transcript of the gene PLK2, whose product is annotated as polo like kinase 2. Gene Ontology annotation, cellular component: nucleus; spindle pole; centrosome. Gene Ontology annotation, molecular function: ATP binding; protein serine/threonine kinase activity; protein binding. NCBI's taxonomy places the organism in Eukaryota, Metazoa, Chordata, Mammalia, Monotremata, Ornithorhynchidae. The transcript is spliced from 14 exons. Bases 69 to 2132 code for a protein of 687 amino acids. Gene Ontology annotation, biological process: protein phosphorylation; regulation of cytokinesis; mitotic cell cycle. The record is from RefSeq and is a predicted model, not a curated record.